Messenger RNA from Stylonychia lemnae, 1500 nucleotides. The record is from the annotation of a GenBank genome assembly. NCBI's taxonomy places the organism in Eukaryota, Ciliophora, Spirotrichea, Sporadotrichida, Oxytrichidae.
AUGUCUGUUUAAUCAUCUAUAAUGGACAGAAUAUCAAGUAUAUUUUCUUUUGGAUUUGGAGGAUAAAAACCAUAAUAGCAAUAGCCAUAAGAAAUCACUUAAAGCUAGAAAAAAUCUAAUAAGGCAAGCGAAAAUCUCUCUCUAAAAGAAAAAAAUUAAAAUAAAAAUAUAAACUAGGCUAAUGAGAUUAGAUAAAAGAGUCAGGAUUUAAUUCAGAUUUACCGAGAUACAAUUUAAGUGUGGAAUGACAUAAAAAGAUGUGAGCAUUUCCAUCCUUUAAUGAGAUACGAGUCAGUUAAAAAGAGAGUUCAUCGUUUGAUUAUGAUGUUUUUGAAUAUAUAUGGGAAUUCUGAAAAUAAUUCAGGGGUAUAAUGCUGCUAUGUAUAAGGUCUUGAUUCUAUUGCUGUUGUUCUAUAUACUUAAUAUCUCAAUUAUAGUAAGGAAUUUUAUGUUAUCAGCAUGCUUAAACAGAUAUUUACCAAUUUCUUGAAGCACUUCUUAGAUAAAGAAACUAAUAAUUUGAGUUUCAAGUAUCCAUGCAUACUAAUAUAAAGACUCCUCUCUUACUAUGAACCAGAACUCUAUCUUCAUUUUAAGCAAAUAGAGUUUUAACAUGAUAUGUAUCUUGUCUGUUGGGUAAUGACUUUGUUUGCACAUUCAAUUGAAAUUGAAAAAGUAGUGAAUAUCUGGACUGAACUCUUUUGCGAGAGAGUUGAAUUUCUAUUCUAUAUUACACUUGGUAUCCUUAAGUAAAUUAAGGACAAGCUACUCCUAUUAGAUUUAAAUAGCACUCUUGGAAUUAUUAAUAACAUCUAAGGAUUAAUUGAUAUUGAUAAUGUAUUACUGCAAGCAAAGAUUUAUAUGAACAAGACCCCACCUAGUUUCAUUCAGAGUGAUUUUGUGUUCGAUGCAAAGAGGUAAAUGUAAAAUAAUGCUGUUGAUAUGCUAAAGUAAAAUGAGUACUUUGCCUAAAGAUGGUGGGAGCUUGAAUAUCUCGAUUAUAGAGAUGAUAUUGAAGUAUGUCUAGUAUCAGCUGAUGAAAUUAUAAAUGUUCAAAAUCCAAAUUGGAAGAAAAACAAGUUAUUUAUUGAUGUGAGAGAAGAUUUUUCUGGAUUUUAUGGGUUGCAUAUGAAGGGUAGUUAUUAUAUGGAUGGAUCAAGUGAAGAAGGUGAUACUGAAUUUCAUAUCUAUGCUGAAUUUCUUCAACUUUUCCAGGAAACAUAACUUGAAACUGUGAUAGUAAUAAUUGGAGAGAGAGAUUAGAUAGGCCAUGAAUUUGCUCAGAAUAUCAUCAAAGAGACAUCUGGCUAACUUACUUAGGUAUGUGUAUUAAAAGGGGGUAUUGAUGCAAUAUGUCUUGAACAGCCGAAAUUGAUGAGAAAAGGAGGUAUAAAAGGGAAGAGUGAAACAUCUAAGGAUUUUAUCACAUAGUAUGAGAGAUUUAUAAAAAAGGCUAAAUAGUCUAAAUAAUUGUAAGCCUCCUAGAAGACUUUCAAUUGA